GGUUAAAGAAUAGUUUAGAGCAUAUGACAGUGGAGACUUUGAGAGUGCUGUGUCAGGCUGAAGGUUUGUUGGAGGUUGGAACAAAAAAGGAGUUGGUUGAAAGGUUAGUAGGGAGAGUGGUUAGUAAGGCAAAAGAAAAAGGGAGAGGGGAAGACAGUAGUCAGGAUAGGGAUAUGUGGCAUGAUAGGAUGAGUCUGGUGUCAGAUGACGUAGUUCAUGAUAAGUUUGAAAAUAGAUCAGAAAAUGAGAAUAAUGCUGAAGUUCAAAAUGGCUCUUUGCCUGAUUCACAUUAUAUUGCCCUGGAAAAAUCAUUGGAAAAAACUGUACAGGCGACAUUAGAAAAGGCUUUGGAGGAGUUUAAAAGGAGUGUACAAUCGGUUUAUUCAGUUGAUGAGGAUAGAUAUUGGCCAAAAGAAAAAAUAAAUAAGUCGAGAGAUCAAUUCGAAUAUGAUGAAUGGUGCAAGCUUGGAAGAUAUCUAGAUAGUUCCUUGAUAGGUAAAGAGUGGGAUUUCGUAAUUAAGGUGCGAGAUGUGGCAGCUACUAGGGCCUUCAUGUUGAGGGUAGCAAAUAAGGAAGGGUGGGAUGUCGCUGCAGGUAUUAAAGACCCAGCAAGUGAAGAUCCUAUGGAAGUUUAUUUUCAUGAGAAGUUGGCCAAUGCAAGACAGUCAGUUAGAAAUAAGCAGCCAAGAUUAGAAAAUAAGACUUUUUCUUCAGGACCUACUCUUACGGCACUGCCAGGAGGUUUUGGAAAUCCAAUUCCAAACCAGACUUUACUGUGGGCUCAACAACCGGUUCAGCAAUUUCAGCAUCUUCAGCAACCUUUUCAAGUAGGUUUAGGUUCAGGUGCAGGGCCAGUGUAUAAUAAUAUGACUUCUGCCCAGGUCUCCUAUCAACAUCAAUAUAAUGACCAGGGUAACUAUUGGGGCCAGUCAGGAUCCUUUUCAGAUAAUCAUAGACAAUAUGUAUCAGAUAAGGGUCAAAGGCGAAACAGAACAAGUGUGGUUCUGAAAAUGAAAAGAGUUGACCACACUCGCUUGGAAGUUGUUGGCAGCCAAAAUAAAAUGGUAGAAAGAUUAGUUAAACGAGCUGAUGAGUUAGCGAAAUUGGCAAUAAAUAAAGAGUAUAGAAAUAGAUUACUUACGACACAAAGAUGGCUGGAAUUGAUGGGUAGGUUGGCACUAAUUCAGGAUUGUCUUGAAGCAAUAAUGAGGAUGCAUAAAGAGAAUGAUAUAACGAAUCCAAUAGAGAGUUUUAAGAUAAAAGAUGUGAUAAAAGGAAUUAAGUUACUAAAGGCACAAGAUCGAGAU
Messenger RNA from Cetraspora pellucida, 1307 nucleotides. The record is from the annotation of a GenBank genome assembly. Lineage: Eukaryota; Fungi; Glomeromycota; Glomeromycetes; Diversisporales; Gigasporaceae.